GAAGCAGAAAAAGUAUACAAACAGCACAAUGCUCUGUCAUCAUUAUUUUUCUGUUUUAUUGGUGGUUCCAGUUACUAUUCUGAAAGUUGAAUGCACAGUAGGAACCCAGCGUAACAAGACAAGACCGUUUCUAAAAUAUUAUGAAUUCCUAUCAUAUGACCACAAUGCCCUAGAUGAGAAUCACAUGAGAUCUAAAAGAGCCACACAGCAAGAGGAAAGAACAGUUUCCUUGGAGUUCUUGGCAUAUAGAAGGAAGUUUGAAUUAAUAUUAAGAAGUGAUGCAAGUGUGUUUGCAGAUGAUUUUGAAGUAAUAUCCAAUGAUAAAUCUAUACCAAAGGAUAUAUCAUUUGUAUAUUCUGGGGCACUGAAAGAUGAGGAUGGAUCAUAUUGCUAUGGUUCUAUCAUCAAUGGCCAUUAUGAAGGGCUAAUACAAACUAGCAAUGGGACAUUUUAUGUGGAAUAUGAGAAGGAUCAUUAUAAUGGAACAACAGAUUCAUAUAUUUACCAUGAGGCAGAUAUUGACUAUUCCCUUAUGAAAGAUGUGCAGUUUAUUCAUUUGGCUUCCAAACCAAGUGAGCUUGUAGAAAAAAUGAAAUUGGAUGCAAAGGAGCAAUCUGUAGAAAGAACUAAAAGAAGUGUGGAUUUGUCCCGUACAACAUGUAUGCUUUACCUGACAGCUGACUAUUUAUUUUACCAAACAUUUGGAAGUGUUGCACAAGUGAUUUCACAGAUUGCUGGAUAUAUGAAAGCUGUAAAUGCAAUAUAUGAGAAAGUAGACUUUGAUGGCAUCAAGAAUAUCAACUUUAAAGUAAAAAUGCUAAACAUAAUCGAGGAGAAUGAACCUUCUAAUUACAUGAAUCCUGCUUUUAUUGGCCCAGAACAUCUUCUGACGCUACACUCAGAGACCAAUUGGAAUAAAUAUUGUCUUUCAUACUUGAUAACAGACCGAGAUUACAGUGGCACUCUUGGCAUCGCAUGGGAUGGAAGAACAGGAAAUAAUGGAGGCAUAUGUUCUAAAUUUUCCAAACAUAAAAACAUUUCUGAUAGAGAGGCAACACUGAAUACUGGACUUAUAACAAUACAAAAAUAUGGACAAUACUUACCACCAAGAGUAAUCCAUAUAGCACUUGCACAUGAAUUGGGCCAUAGCUUGGGAUCUCCUCAUGACGGAUCUGACGAAUGUUCACAUAUCAUAAAUGAAAAUAGUAAUGGGAAUUAUUUGAUGUAUCGUUAUGCUACAGACGGGACUCAGUACAACAAUGAUAAAUUUUCUCCCUGUUCAAUUAAAAUGAUUGGAAAUCUUUUGAGGAAGAAAAAAGAUCAAUGCUUUACUGAGAGUGGUCUUCCAAUUUGUGGAAAUCGAAUAGUAGAGAGUGGAGAGGAAUGUGAUGUAGGUUUAAAGGAUAAUGAUGCCUGCUGCUAUGGCGCCAAUGCAUCACCCGAACUACAGUGCAGAUUAAGGCCUGGGAAACAGUGCAGUCCAAGUGAAGGACUCUGCUGCAGUGAGAGUUGUUACUACAAGUCAGAAGGAGAAAACUGUCAGAAUGAAACAGAAUGCACAUUUGAGAAUAACUGCACAGGUGUAUCUGCUAAAUGUCCAAAACCUACUGUAAAAGAUGAUAAUACUUUGUGCAACUUUGGAACAAGAAUAUGCACUCAAGGGGUAUGCCGUCAAUCAAUCUGUUUAAAGUUUGGUUUAGAGCAAUGUGAUUGUGAAAGUAAUUCCAUCUACGAAAUGUGUCAGCUUUGCUGUAAGAAACCAGGAGAUGGAUAUUACUGUAAAAGUACAUCUUCUGCAGAACUGGAACAUUAUUUCAAAAAAACUCUUAUUCAACUUCCUCCUGGAUCACCAUGUGGAAAAAGGCAAGGGUACUGUGACAAGUUUCAUAUCUGUCGGCUUGUGGAUGCAGAUGGACCCAUUGCCAGACUUAAAAAUUCUUUCCUAAAAUUAAAUGAGAUAGACGACAUAGCAACAUGGAUGAAGAAUCAUUGGUGGGCCAUCCUUAUUAUUAUUUUAACAAUUUCUGCCAUAAUGGCUGGAACAGUGUUUAUCUUUGGGAGAACCGUGGACUCUGAAAUAGGAAAAGAAAAACAAAAAGAAUCACGACGACAACGGAAACCGAAAAAGGAAAUUGUUUACUGGGAAACAGAAGUUAACGUUGCAUCUGCAUAUUAUCAACAAGAGACUAAAAUGUAGAGGAGAAUAAGUCAAGAUAACAUCAGAGGAUGAAAAUUUAAAUUAAACUAGAAUGUAAACUGGUCACUUUCUGUUAAAGGGACAGUCUACACUAGAAUUUUUAUUCUUUUCUUUUUACCUCUGUGAUUACCUUGUAUCUAAGGCUCUGCAGACUGCCCCCUAUUUCAG
Messenger RNA from Bombina bombina (fire-bellied toad), 2365 nucleotides. RefSeq names its product disintegrin and metalloproteinase domain-containing protein 10-like. Gene Ontology annotation, cellular component: plasma membrane. Gene Ontology annotation, molecular function: metalloendopeptidase activity. Bases 29 to 2197 code for a protein of 722 amino acids. The record is from RefSeq and is a predicted model, not a curated record. Lineage: Eukaryota; Metazoa; Chordata; Amphibia; Anura; Bombinatoridae. Gene Ontology annotation, biological process: membrane protein ectodomain proteolysis; Notch signaling pathway. The transcript has 16 exons.